AGAUCCAGCCUUUUAUUACACGGCACCAGGUUUUAGUUUUGACUGUAUGUUAAAAUAUACCAAAGUAAAACUGGAAUUGCUUUCUGAUUAUAACACCCACUUAUUUUUCGAAAAUUCAAUCCGCGGCGGCCUUACACAAGCAAGUAUGAGGUACGCUAAAGCUAAUAAUAAAAAAACCCAAGAUUACGACUCAACAAAGCCUAAAUCAUGGGUAGUUUAUCAAGAUUGUAACAAUUUGUAUGGCUGGGCGAUGUCCCAAUACAUGCCGUACGGUGACUUUAAAUGGGUUGAACCUAAGUUAGACGGAUUAGAUGCUUUAACGCCGACCUCAGAUAAAGGCAGAGUGUAUGAGGUGGACAUAUCAUACCCUAAUGAACUUCAUGACGUUCAUAACGACCUUCCAUUUUUACCUGAGAACAAAAUUCCUCCUGGUUCAAAAGUGAAAAAACUUAUGGCAACACUUCAUUCAAAAAAAAAUUACGUAAUCCAUUAUCGAAAUCUGCAGCAAGCCAUAGCAAAUGGAUUAAUUGUAGAAAAAGUACACAGAGUUCUUGAGUUUAAACAAUCGGAUUGGCUAAAAAAAUACAUCGAACUAAACACUGAAAUGAGAAAGAAGGCGAAGAAUGAAUUUGAAAAGGAUUUCUUCAAACUCUUAAACAAUGCCGUUUUUGGAAAAACCAUGGAAUCUUUACGGAAACGUUUUAAGAUGGAACUAGUUUCAUGUCCGCGAAGAUUACAAAAACUCAUCAACAAGCAAACAUUUAAAAAUUGUACGACAUACAGCAAAAAUCUAGCUGCUGUCUCAUUGGCAAACAAAAUUAUCAUGUUUAACAAGCCAAUAUAUAUAGGUUUCGCAGUAUUGGAUAUCAGUAAAACCAAGAUGUACGAGUACCACUAUAAUGUAAUGAAGGCGCAUUAUGGCAAAAAUAUCACAUUAAUGUACACAGAUACAGAUUCGUUAGUAUAUUACAUACUGACUAAUGACUUUUAUAAAGACUUGGCUGUUAAUUCAAACUUGCUGGACAAGAUGGAUACAUCAAAUCUCCCGAAAGACCAUCCGUGCUAUAUUCCCGACCGUAAGAAGAUCCCGGGUUUGUUUUCCGACGAGACGGAUGGACUCGUUAUGACAGAGUUUUGUGCGUUACGGGCAAAAUCAUAUGCCUACAAGCUUAAUGGGAUGGAAAAAAUCAAAGCCAAGGGAAUCCGUGGGCAUGUGGUAAAGUACCACAUGUCAUUCAAUGACCAUAAGAAGUGUCUGUUUGAUGACAGUGAUUUAGACGUUUUCACUCAAAAUGUAUCCAUCCAAUCAUUCAAACACCAGCUCAAGACAAUCAAAUCGAACAAAUUGACUUAUAAUAACUAUGAUGACAAGAGGAUUAUACUUGAAGACAAAGUACUUACCUAUGCUCAUGGACAUUAUAAAUCUGUUUGUUAAUUGUAUUUAUAAAAAAUAUGUAUAUAUGUGUAUUUGUUUUUUUUUUACAGUAAUAAAAGUCUUAUAGCGUAU
Messenger RNA from Aphis gossypii (cotton aphid), 1507 nucleotides. RefSeq lists its product as uncharacterized. The transcript has 3 exons. Bases 47 to 1435 code for a protein of 462 amino acids. The record is from RefSeq and is a predicted model, not a curated record. Lineage: Eukaryota; Metazoa; Arthropoda; Insecta; Hemiptera; Aphididae.